AUGAAGGAAAGAGCAGAGGAGAGGCUGGAAGUUACUCGGUGUCAAAGUGGCGCCCUGAGCCCUUUGGGAAUGGCUGGUUUCACGGGGGUCGAGCGGGUUUGGCUCUUGGAUGUGCCUGAGCUACAGGUGAGCGUUGCUCUCCCCUGCAGCAACCUGGACCCGCUGACGGAGACCUACGGGAUCCCCUUCUACCUGCAGUACCUGGCGCACUGGCCCGAGUAUUUCAUUGUCGCGGAGGCGCCCGGCGGGGAGCUGAUGGGUUACAUAAUGGGUAAAGCAGAAGGCUCUGUGGCUAGGGAAGAAUGGCAUGGACACGUUACUGCGCUCUCUGUGGCACCGGAAUUUCGACGGCUGGGUCUGGCUGCUAAAUUGAUGGAACUACUGGAAGAAAUUUCAGAGAAAAAGGGUGGAUUUUUCGUUGAUCUCUUUGUGAGAGUGUCAAAUCAAGUUGCAGUAAAUAUGUAUAAGCAACUGGGCUACAGUGUGUACCGGACAGUAUUAGAGUACUACUCUGCUAGCAAUGGAGAACCAGACGAAGAUGCUUAUGAUAUGAGAAAAGCUCUUUCUAGAGAUAUGGAGAAGAAAUCAAUCAUACCUCUGCCUCAUCCUGUGAGGCCAGAAGACAUUGAGUAACAGUAAGCUGUGAAUUUUUUCAGUCAUCUUACUAAGAGCGUCAAGUUCCUUCACUCCCCAGCCCCCAAGAACUUAUGGAGGGAAAACUUAGGUUCAGUGUUUUUCCCCAUAAAAUACCAAAAAGCAGCAUUGAGAAGCUUACUAAUACUGUGUCUGUUGGUAAUGGCUGCAUACUCCUGCACUUACCCAUUAUUUUUCCUUACAAAUAUUGGAAAUUCAGAGGCUAUUAAAAUGAAUUACCUCA
Messenger RNA from Athene cunicularia (burrowing owl), 877 nucleotides. It is a transcript of the gene NAA20, whose product is annotated as N(alpha)-acetyltransferase 20, NatB catalytic subunit. Gene Ontology annotation, biological process: N-terminal peptidyl-methionine acetylation. Bases 1 to 633 code for a protein of 210 amino acids. The transcript has 7 exons. The record is from RefSeq and is a predicted model, not a curated record. Gene Ontology annotation, molecular function: protein-N-terminal amino-acid acetyltransferase activity. NCBI's taxonomy places the organism in Eukaryota, Metazoa, Chordata, Aves, Strigiformes, Strigidae. Gene Ontology annotation, cellular component: NatB complex.